Molecule: messenger RNA, 762 nt
Organism: Trametes versicolor FP-101664 SS1
Lineage: Eukaryota; Fungi; Basidiomycota; Agaricomycetes; Polyporales; Polyporaceae
Product: HET-domain-containing protein
Exons: 1
Source: RefSeq, a predicted model, not a curated record
AUGUGGCUUCUACACACAUCCACCUUCGAACUGCGCCAGUUCCCAUCCCAACCACCGCGCUACGCUAUUCUGUCUCACUGCUGGGACGAGAGCGAGGUCACAUUCACGGACAUGCUGGACAUACGACACGCGAAAACGCUCCCUGGCUGGCUGAAGAUCCUCUUCGCUUGCACCGUCGCUCGAAACCUGAUCGAGUGGAUCUGGAUCGACACCUGCUGCAUCGACAAAUCGAGCAGCGCGGAGCUCUCUGAGGCGAUCAACUCUAUGUUUGCCUGGUACCGUGGUGCGGCUCACUGUCUUGCCUACCUCGGCGACGUCGACGCAAGCGAGGAUCCUCGUUUAAUGGAAUCUACUUUCCGCAAGAGCCGCUGGUUCACUCGCGGCUGGACGCUGCAGGAGCUCAUUGCACCUCCUGAUGGGACUACCUUCAGUUUCUUGUCCAAGGACUGGCGAUUGAUAGGCAACCGUCAACGGCUCGCUGUGGUGAUCUCAGCCAUCACGAGAAUCGACACUUGGGUUCUGCGGCGCGCGAUAGGACCGCAGCGCCAGCCCAGCGACAUUCUUGGCGGAUACAGCGUUGCGAAGCGCAUGUCUUGGGCAGCGCAGAGGAAGACCACAAGGGCAGAGGACAGGGCGUACUCGCUCAUGGGCCUCUUCGACGUCAACAUGCCGGUACUGUAUGGUGAAGGCGGCGACCGGGCCUUCCACCGGCUCCAGCUGGAGAUCAUCCGCCAGUUCCCCGACCACAGCAUCUUCGCAUGG